Messenger RNA from Solenopsis invicta (red fire ant), 1729 nucleotides. RefSeq lists its product as uncharacterized. NCBI's taxonomy places the organism in Eukaryota, Metazoa, Arthropoda, Insecta, Hymenoptera, Formicidae. The record is from RefSeq and is a predicted model, not a curated record. The coding region runs from base 144 to 545 and encodes 133 amino acids. The transcript has 4 exons.
AGCACAGAUCAGUAGCUACUAUCCGUGCUGUCUAACGGACGGUCUCUUUUGGGCGGGGAGGGCGACGCGGCGAUUCAGUCGACGAAGAGACGCCGCCUCGCGAGGAUCAACAGGUGCGAGCGAACGCCCGUCACCCGAGAAGCAUGGGGAACAUUUACAUCUGCAGCCUGCUCGUCGCACUCGCUACGCUGUUCGUUGCUGUGCAAUGCGGCGACAUAAUGCGCAAGAGUAUCGUCUUCGAUAAGAAUACCCCGGACGUGUUUUAUUGUCCGCAACACAAGCCGAUCGGUUUCGAGAAGAUGCUGGUCAAGGCGAGACCGCUCUCCAGAUUGUGCCAGUUCGAGGGCCGUCCGAUACCCGAGGAUUACAAGAGCGACUGCUACAAUGACGUGGACGAGACCGAGUAUGCGUGCAAGGAAAAAUACAGAAUCAUGAUGAGGCUCCAUCCACCGGGAAGUAACACGCCUUAUAACGGGACACGUCUGUUCAAGUUUCUGGCCUUCGACAAAGAUUUACCGUACGCGCGAAAGAAGAAUCAGGUGUAGAAGAGAGCGGCUACGUCCAAGGACGGCAGGAGUCCUUGUAUUAAUGCAGUUAAAAAUUUUUGCACAAACAUGUUAAUUAAUUAUGUUAUCAAUCUUAUGUCGAGAAUUGCAACUAAAGAAAACAUCGCUGAGUUCCUGUAAUCCAAUUAACGAGUACCGCGUUCUAUUUUUGUACAAUCGGACUGGACUCUGGCCCGGCUGCUGGUCACUCAUUUACCUGCUGGUUACCAUUUACUCGUGAUACGUUUGUGUUAAACCAUUUAACGUUCCUACGUGGCUUAAUGCAAGUGCAAACCUUUGUGAAAUGCAGUGAGAUUAUUUUUGUAACAUACAUAAAAAAAAAACAUUUCGUUGUUUAGUUACGUAGAUAGAGAAAAGAAAAUAAUAUAUUUAAAGAAAUAUUUCCGUCUAUUUUUAUACAAUAUUACUUGUGAUCAUACGUUUUAUACAAUAUUACUUGUGAUCAAUACAUAAGAAAUGUAUAAUGUUCGAUACUCAAUGUCGUGACAAUAUAUUUAUGUAGAAUAUGUAGAUCAAUGUACAUUUAUUCCGAUGACAUUCAAGAAUAGUUUUCCAUGUAAAUCAGAUGCAUUUAUGUCGCAGUAUUUAAUUACAGAAAUAUGUGUUAGCAGAAAUUAUAAAAGACAAUUGUAAAAACCCGAACGAAAGGUAUCUCAAAAUCUAAUUGCUUUAAAAAUUAUCAAAUAUUUAACAUAAUAUAAUCUGUAAUAUUAACAUAAUUAUAAAAAAUUUUAAUUUUUCAACUUUACGAACUAAUAGUAAUUUGUUAUUUUGAAUAGUAAUUUACUAUGUUUGUAAAAGUAAAAUUAUUUACUUAUACGUUAUCAAAUCAACAAUGGCUACAUUCCGAAAUUCAUUGCUUGUACUGGAAAUUUAUAGUCCACAUACUAUAAAUUUUCAGUACUAGCAGUGAAUAGGAAAUUUUGUCAUAAAACUUUCAUACAACUCUAAAUGUUAAGCUAGCCAUAUACGUUCAAGUAAACUUGUCAAAUCUAGCGAAACUGUAGAUGAUAAAAUCGCAGUUAUUUUGGCUUGAGCAGCGACUUGAGAAAAAGCAUUCAAUUUACUUGAAUCAAACUAUCUUGUUCAUAUCUAGUGCAGUAUAGCGGCGUUAUAAGAUCAAAAGUUGACGUUACGAAUAAAAUUAUGUUGAAACCUUGAAA